AUGGCAAUUGUUUUGGAAGAAAUGACAAUUGUUUUAUGCUGUGUUACCAAAAAGGGUAUUUUGAUGGAACGUUUCGUUGGUGUUAUCCACAUCAAUGAUAAAUCUGCACAAUCAUCGAAAGAAACAAUAGAUUCUUUGCUUAUGAGUUACUCAAUGAGUCCAUCUAAGAUACGUGCACAAGGUUAUAAUGGAGACGCUAACAUGGAGAAAGAGAUCAAUGAUCUUAAGACUCAGAUUUUACAAGAUAACAUGUCGGCAUAUUGCACUCAUUGCUUUGCCCAACCACUACAUUUGACACUUGUAUCUGUUGCUAAAAGACAACGUGAUGUCGAUGAUUUCUUUGGUAUGCUCACUUUUAUGUUGAAUCUGAUAGGAGUUUCUUUUGAGCGACAAGAUUUUUCACAAGAAAAUCAAGUUGAAAAUUUGGAAGAACUGCUAAAGUUUGGUAAAAUUCUUACUGGGCGAGACUUUAAUCAGAAGUAUGAUGAGCUUGAGAGAUCAAGUGAUGCUCCUUUGGAAUCUCAUUUGAAACUAAUGUGGGCAGAUGGUCUUGUGGAUGACCUACAAUCGUUUGAGUUUGUUUAUAUGCAACAUGUGAUGUUCAAAGUACUGUCGAUCACAAAGGAGUUGGAUAUAGUCUUACAAAGAAAAGAUCAAGAUAUUGUAAAUGUUUUGAAACUCGUUGGCACGACAAAGAGACAAUUUGAAAUAAUGAGAGAUGGUGAAUGGGAACAUUUUAUGGAUGAUGUCUCUUCAUUUUGUGUCAAAUAUGAUAUUUUGAUUCCUAAAAUGGAUUACCUCUAUGUUAUUCCUAGAGGUUUGAAGCGCAAGGUAUCUACCGUCACAUAUUCACAUCACUAUCGCGUGGAAGUUUUUGAUGUUGUUAUUGAUUCACAAUAG
Messenger RNA from Solanum dulcamara, 900 nucleotides. RefSeq lists its product as uncharacterized. Bases 1 to 900 code for a protein of 299 amino acids. The record is from RefSeq and is a predicted model, not a curated record. The transcript has 2 exons. Lineage: Eukaryota; Viridiplantae; Streptophyta; Magnoliopsida; Solanales; Solanaceae.